UGGCUCGAUCGGCUCCGCGGUCCGGGCUGACUCGUCCUCCUCGCCGCCCCAGCAGCGCUGCCGUCUCUCAGAGUGCGCCUGUGUGUGUUUACGGGAAUCACUGCGAACAACGUGACGCGCCAGCUCUGCACCAGCCGGGCCCAGUGGAGCUGCAGCUGAGGAGCUGAGGAACUGGGGAUUCUGACUGGCUGCUGGUGCACCGCCAAAGGAGGGGAGAGAGGCAGCGGGGUCCACGAGCAGUGCUGGCGCUGGGUGAAUGCUGCCAGGAGAGGACGACAGCUGAGGGGGCAGCAGCACCGACUGGAAAAGGAGCAUGGCAUCCACGGGCAUGCAGAUAUUUGGAUUUGUCCUAGCUCUGCUGGGCAUCAUGGGUGCCAUGGUGGCCACUCUGCUGCCUAACUGGAAGGUCAGCGCAGAUGUGGGCUCCAACAUCAUCACAGCCAUCUCCCAGAUGCAGGGAUUGUGGAUGGACUGCACAUGGUACAGCACAGGCAUGUUUAGUUGCACACUUAAGUAUUCAGUGCUUUCACUACCCGCGUACUUGCAGACUGCUCGCACCACUAUGGUGCUGUGCUGCGUACUGGCUGCCAUGGGCCUUUGCCUCGCCUCCCUGGGACUAAAAUGUACACGCUGGGGAGGUGGUCGCCGCUCCAAGCGGCACGCUGCCAUCGCCAGCGGCGGCUGCUUCAUCGCCGCAGGCUUUCUGUGUCUGGUGCCUGCGUCUUGGUUUACGAACGAGGUCAUCACCAACUUCCUGGAUUCCAGCGUUCCCGAGAGCAAUAAGUUUGAGCCCGGAGGUGCUGUGUACGUUGCCUUUAUUUCAGCGGGUUUCCUCUUUGUGGGGGGGUCCAUCUUCUGUAUGUCCUGCUCGGGAAAGAGACACGGACCCCAGGAUCUGGUCCUGCUCCCUCCCCCUGACAAAUUGCUGCUCCAGCAGCAGCAGCAACAGCUGCUCCAGCAGCAGCAGGAGCUCCAGCACCAGUACUGCUCUCUCUCCCCAUUAGACAAUAAGACUGGCUACAGCCUGCAGGACUACGUGUAAUAAAGCAGCGUUGUGCACGCUAAAGGGAGACGAGCCUGAGGGGAAAUAUCACAGCUUACGCUACGCACUAGGAUCUACUCGAGAAUGGAGUUGGAGGAAAAAAGGAGCGGAGGGCAACAACUUUGAAAUAUUCCCCCCCCCCUUCUGCUCCAUCUUGCUCUUCUUCUUUUUUCUGUUUUGCAAGCACAAGCAGUGGAGGUACUCCCUGAGCAGCGCCUUGGAACAAACAGUGCGAAUGUGUAAGGAGCCAGGAUAAGGUGCUGCAGAACUGAAGGAAGCUGCUAACCAAAUGCAGACAUCCUUCAUCAGUAAAUCACACGGAGUUCCCCGGGGAAUGAAUUAAGCAAAUAAGGAAGCCUUCAGUGUAGAUUUUUUUCUUCCUCGCCAAAGGUUUAAAUUGAAGGAAAAAAAGCAAUCAUUUAGCUGCUAUUUACAAUCGUUCAGUCCUUCCUCUCAUUCGACAGAACAGGCAAUAUAAUGCCCACGAGCAGUAGGUGAAACCCUCACAUAGCAAGCCAUUGUAGUUUAUCGUAUACUCGUCCACUAGAAUGCAACGUGGAAUUGACUAAUGAGAUAAAUGGUCAUAUUUUUGUUAGCUACUAGAAUGAUGUUAUUUGCCUCUAAAGCAUGCUGUGUGGAGCCUGUGUACAAAUACAGCAGAAUGCCUGGUAGAAGACUGAGACAUAGCCACACAAUGCCUGUGCCUGAAAAGCUGUAGAAGCAUUACCCUGCUGGAACUGUUCAAAGAGGACUGUCAGGAGGAGUAGAUGUGGGCUGCUGGGCUGGAUUUAAGAGAGAAAAUGCAGACAAACAGAUGCCUGCGUCCCUCUCUGCAGGUGGAAAUAUGAGAGAGAUGGAGAGAAAUUGAAAAGAACAAGAUUCAAUACUUCAGCAGAGUGGACUAUCUCACAGGCUGCUUUCAUAUUUCCAACCAAACAAAAACAGUCUGCCUGUAAGUAGCAGCUACCCAUCUCGAUCCAUCCCAGACAUUCACGCCCACACAUUUACACAUGCGCUUCAUGUAUGCAGUAAACACUCCGACACGCCGGCUUUUCACGUGUCCUUUUUCCCUCCUGUCAUCCACCUCCACACUGCCAUGGAAACUGAAAUCAGCAGUCAGAUGUCUUCACUGUCUGGGGGUAUGUGCAUGCCAGUCAGUCAAGUGGUUUGGGGGCAUCUGUUUCUCUCACCAUGGCGUGCCAUAAGCUUCCAUCAGAGCCUCUGCUCACACUACUUUCACUAAUCCCCUUUAUUAGCCAGAGACGUGAAGCAGAAGCCCGGGUCAGGGGGUUUGGAAAAUGGCUCUUCUUUGCAGCACACCCCUACGGUGUCUGCGCCGUGCGAGUGGUCUCACAUGGAUGAGCAGAUGUUUAAUGGUGCAGUGGCACAGAGGCAAAAACAAAGCGAUAAGGAGAAGUUUCCUGAGUCAUGGUCGACUGGGUAGCUGUGUGGCAGGAGGCUAAAAAUGAUUUGAGUCAUUCUCCAUAUGUGACUUGUUUUUCAAGUACGUCAGCAGUGCGCAUAUGCUACCAGUCUGCACCUGCAGAAGGUCUCAGUGUCUUAAAUUUCAUCCACCAGACCGUCCUCUUUUACCUACAGUCAUCCUCGGCUUCUUUACUCCACCUCCCUGUCCUGCUUGUGUCAGGAUCUGAUUCCUGACGAGAGAACGCUGAUGCAUGUUGAAAGCAUGUCCUUCUGACACACACGCACACGCAUGCACACACACCGGGCACGCACAAACAAGCACUCAUGCCAGUACAGCAGCUACACGUUCACAGUUAGUGUGUGUGUGCUCUCUUUUCUGAGGUAUGAAAAUGGGAGGAAUAUUGUUUUUGUGCUUGAGACAGGCCUUGGCAGUGAUGUAUAGAACUGCACAGUCUCUCCUUCUCUCUCAUAAGCAUGCAGCUUCCUGGGGGAAGAGCAGAUGGCUAAGCCCAGCUCGCCACCUGCAGGCUGCUGCCGGCACGCCGCGGGAUCCUCUGCCGGCCCUGCGGGGCUGUGUUUUAACCCUGCCCUGGCUUUAGCCAUCCUGCGCCCAGCAGAGCUGGCCUCCUGACAAUAACUCACUGCCCAGGCACCAUUACCAAUGCAAUAAACAAAGUAAAGAAUGUGCCAAGUCAUCAAAUAAUACUGACACGUUAUGUGUUUAGAGAAUGUGCCAAAUGGUCUCAUGAUGACACAUUUUAAUAAUAUCUGAAGUUCUUUUUGUUUAUUUUUGAAAUGAGUUAUUUGUACAUGAAUUCUACAUUAGCAAAUGUUUUAUGGAUUUGUGAUUUGUUCUGCCAGACUAAGUCUCCAAUCAGCCGGACGCUUGUGUACAGUCCAGUGCAGCUUUCGAGGGUUAUUUUAAAUCCUCUUUACUCCUUAUUUCCCAAAGCACAGCAAGGCUUCACUGGUUUCGUAAGAAAGACACGAGUGCGGCAUUUUCUACGUGAAAAAUUAAUAAAGUGUGUUUCAGGAAUUCUGGUUGACUGCAGGUCUGUGGUAGCUGUACACAAGUGUCUGUGUUUUUAAUGUGUUUGGGUUGUUUUUUUUACUAAGGGAUCAGGAUUCCUUCAGAUUUUUUCAAUAUGAGAUACAAUACCAUGUUCAUACCAUAUCUUCUUUAUAAGAAGUCUACUCAGUGCACCUUUACUUCCUUUAUUUGACAGCAGUUUGGUUCAAGCGGCUGAGCAUUCAGAGCUCUCCGGACCAGGACAAAUACAUAACACAACCGGCACUCUGGGGAAGAAAAAAGGGAAAGGUUUUUGUCGGAUACGAUUAAGCAGGAAAAAAUUAGCUAGGAAUUUCUCUUUUUUGUGGCUGUGCAGCUUGAUCAUCAGCACGCGAUUUCAUUAGCUUAUAAAUGGCCAGAGUGCAAAGUGACUAGGUCCUAAAAAGAGUUACAGCUCUCCUGCAUAUACUGUACCAACAUGUUGAUUUAUGGUUUUGAUAACUGCAGCUUAUUUUUGUGGAUGCUUUAGCACU
Archocentrus centrarchus (flier cichlid) is the source of this 4009-nucleotide messenger RNA. Its product is annotated as claudin-20. The transcript has 2 exons. Bases 314 to 1042 code for a protein of 242 amino acids. Gene Ontology annotation, cellular component: membrane; bicellular tight junction. NCBI's taxonomy places the organism in Eukaryota, Metazoa, Chordata, Actinopteri, Cichliformes, Cichlidae. Gene Ontology annotation, molecular function: structural molecule activity. The record is from RefSeq and is a predicted model, not a curated record.